This is a messenger RNA of Solanum stenotomum, 717 nucleotides long. RefSeq names its product receptor kinase-like protein Xa21. Gene Ontology annotation, molecular function: protein kinase activity; ATP binding. NCBI's taxonomy places the organism in Eukaryota, Viridiplantae, Streptophyta, Magnoliopsida, Solanales, Solanaceae. The transcript is spliced from 2 exons. Bases 1 to 717 code for a protein of 238 amino acids. Gene Ontology annotation, biological process: protein phosphorylation. The record is from RefSeq and is a predicted model, not a curated record.
AUGAGAAAUGUCAGACAUAGAAAUCUUGUUCCAGUGAUUACUACUUGUUCUAGUGACUAUAUAAGAGCCUUUGUUCGGAAAUAUAUGUCAAAUGGGAGUCUUGAGAAUUGGUUGUACAGAGAAGCUCGCCACUUGAACCUUCUUCAAAGACUCACUGUAAUGCUUGAUGCGGCUAUGGCAAUUGAAUAUCUACAUCAUCGCAAUGACACUGCGAUAGUUCAUUGCGACAUAAAGCCAGCCAACGUUCUUUUGGAUGAAGAUAUGGUGGCGCAUGUUGGUGAUUUUGGAAUCUCUAAGAUUUUAGCCGUAAGCAAGUCCAUGACACAAACCGAGACAUUGGGCACUCUUGGAUACAUUGCACCAGAGUACGGCUCAGAAGGAAUAGUGUCGGCUAGUGGUGAUGUUUACAGUUACGGCAUCAUGUUGAUGGAGGUUUUGACGAAAAGAAGGCCAACAUAUGAAAAGAUGUGCAAUGAAAAUCUUGACUUGAGGAGAUGGAUAACACAAUCAUUUUCAGGGAGUAUGAUGGACGUUGUGGAUGCCAAUAUUUUUUCUGAGGAAGAACAAAUCACUAGUAAAAGUGAAAUGUGCAUAGCCUCCAUGAUAGAAUUGGCUUUAGACUGCACAAAGGAACCGCCAGAAUGCAGAAUAAGCAUGAAAGAAGUAGUGAAAAGGCUUAACAAAAUCAACAACACAUUUCUCGAAACAAAGAAGUGA